Molecule: messenger RNA, 1020 nt
Organism: Cherax quadricarinatus
Lineage: Eukaryota; Metazoa; Arthropoda; Malacostraca; Decapoda; Parastacidae
Source: RefSeq, a predicted model, not a curated record
UGACAAAGUCACAGUGUGACUUUGUCACACUGUGACUUUGUCACACUGUGACUUUGUCAAUGGUCCAAGUCGGACCGAAACGUCGUCGUAAGCUUCUCUCUUUUAUGUGCGGGUUAUUUGUGUAUUGUUCCAGUCACGGUAUUGUGCCUUUUUGUUAUUUAGGGACACAUUAAUCUGCUACUCUUUUCUGCGCUGUGGACAUUUCAAGAUUUUCGUGGUAAGCCGGUUAUUAAACUCAGGCGAGUUUAAGCAAGGGGGUUCACCUACUCAGUUGGGAACUUUUUGUUCCCAUUUUUACUUGCAAAAGGAACUCCUUUUUUUUUUUUUAUCUGCCAGCUUAGUUGUGGUGCCUGAGCCACUAGUUUUGGGAAUUUUCCAUUUUUCGGGACGUUGGGCUCGAUACAGUGAAUGCUGUUAGUGGCCUUGUAAACCCCAAACAACAGCUACAGCAACACGUGUCCUGAAGUUAUUAAUUAAAAAUGGGUAAGCCAAAACUGAAUGUUUUGAAGGAGAACCAGAAAGCUGUACAUCCAAAGAGCAGAAAGGCAAAGCAGAUUUCUAAAAAAUUCUAUAGAUAUAUAGAUCGCAAUCUUGUGGAGUUUGAACAAAUACAGCUAAAGCACAAGAUCGGUGGUCGAACAUCUCGGCAGCAUGCUUCCAGAGAGGAUCACAUAAGAAUCACACAUGAGAGAGAGAUAAAGCAAUUUACUGGCUCUGGGUUUGAAACUGUGGAUUUCUUAAAUCCAGAAGCCCUGGAAAUUUUCAAGUCCUGGACAGGAGAACUACGUUUCUUAAGUAACUUAAAGUUGAGAAGAUUCACCAAGCAAUUUCUAGAGUCAGGAGUAGCAGCAGUACCUGAAGAAUGCACCACUCUUCAUGAUGUUGAAUCAGAUGCAAAAGAAAUGGAUGAUCAAACUUGUGAUACAAAUAUUGUAUCAGAAGAGCAUGAAACUGAACAAGAAACAAUUUAAUCACAUCUCGAUGUUUAUAAAAGAUUAUGUAUAAAUAACAGUCUGUAAA